Grammomys surdaster is the source of this 279-nucleotide messenger RNA. RefSeq names its product short coiled-coil protein-like. The record is from RefSeq and is a predicted model, not a curated record. Bases 1 to 279 code for a protein of 92 amino acids. Lineage: Eukaryota; Metazoa; Chordata; Mammalia; Rodentia; Muridae. The transcript is spliced from 3 exons.
AUGGACGGGCUGGACACAGGGAAGGAGGAAGACAGCACGUUCACCAGCAUUUCUCUCACGGAUGACACAGAAUUGUCAGUUUCCUCCAAGUUCCACACCCUGCUCCAAGGCUGCUGUAGUAUCCUUAUAGCCUUUGACAUCUACAGGAUGGAGAGUGAGGCCCUGGUUUUAAUCACUGAUGUUGUGAGACUUCCAACCUCACUUUCCAAGCUCCUGGCGAAACAAAAGAUCCUCAGCCAGGACCGCUUUCUUGGGCGCGUCUUCUCUUCUGCGCCGUGA